This is a messenger RNA of Artibeus jamaicensis (Jamaican fruit-eating bat), 3609 nucleotides long. RefSeq names its product protein O-mannosyltransferase 1 (gene POMT1). The record is from RefSeq and is a predicted model, not a curated record. Gene Ontology annotation, molecular function: mannosyltransferase activity. Gene Ontology annotation, cellular component: membrane. Gene Ontology annotation, biological process: protein O-linked glycosylation. The coding region runs from base 478 to 2865 and encodes 795 amino acids. The transcript has 20 exons. NCBI's taxonomy places the organism in Eukaryota, Metazoa, Chordata, Mammalia, Chiroptera, Phyllostomidae.
UCACUGAACUUCCCGCCAAGGUGAGAGCCCAACAGUCCAGCCCCACUCCUCCCGGGGUCCAGGGAGACCUCUGGCCACAGCGGGGGCAUCGCGGGUAAAUGAGAAGUAACAGCUGGCGUCACCUAAUGCUGGGGUGACCAACGCGGGGGAAAAAGGCUUAGCAAACAGCAAAGACCCGUAGUCUCAGACGCAAAGGCACACAGUAACGCCAAAGCCCUUACUGACGUGCUAGAGAGGGGACGCCUUCACGUGACAACCUUGGAGUCUGCGUCGGCGUCGCGCACGCGCGCCUCUGCCUGUCCCGACAGGCCUGGCGAAUCCAGCGUCUAGCAGGUCGGUGGGAGGUGCUGAGCGCCGAGCAGCGAACAGUACUCCUCCUCCCCCGCCGACGAUUUCAGGCGUAGCAGGACUUGGGGAGCAGCACUGCGGAGACUGGACGAAACGCGAGGGCUGCACUGCGGCUGGCUUUUCUACGAGAUGUUGGAAUUUUUGCAGCGCCCUGUAGUGGUGACGGCCGAUGUCAACCUGAAUGUGGUGGCUCUGACUGUGGUGGGGUUACUGAGCCGACUGUGGCGACUCGCCCAUCCCAGGGCUGUGGUCUUCGACGAAGUGUACUAUGGGCAGUACAUCUCUCUUUACAUGAAGCGAGUCUUCUUCUUCGACGGCAGCGGACCACCCCUGGGCCACAUGCUGCUGGCCCUGGGAGGUUAUUUGGGAGGAUUCGACGGUAACUUCGUGUGGAACAGAAUCGGAGCAGAGUACAGCAGCAAUGUGCCCGUGGGAUCCCUGCGCCUGCUGCCGGCCCUCGCAGGGGCCCUCGCAGUCCCCAUGGCCUACCAGAUCAUGGGGGAGCUCGGCUUUUCCCACUGUGCCGCCGUGGGAGCCGCCCUGCUGGUGCUCAUCGAGAAUGCUCUGGUCACUCAGUCAAGGCUCAUGCUUUUGGAAUCGGUGUUAAUAUUUUUCAACCUGUUGGCCGUGCUGUCCUACCUGAAGUUCAACUCCCAAAAACACAGGCCCUUCUCUCCGAGCUGGUGGCUUUGGCUGAUGCUGACAGGAGUGGCCUGCUCCUGUGCAGUUGGCAUCAAGUACAUGGGUGUUUUCACGUACUUGCUGGUGCUUGGAGUCGCCGCCGUGCAUACCUGGCACCUGAUAGGAGACCAGGACCUGUCAAACGUGAGUUCUGAUGGCAGGUGCUGCACCAGGCUGGCUGUGCAGGAUGCGCAGAGGAUGGGAUGCGCCGCUGCGGGCGCUGCUUCGGGAGGGGACAGGAGGCCGGGGCUGCGUUGCCCUGCGAGGUGGGCGCGCCUCCCUGUGUGUGUGGGAGGGACCACUCCUCCGCCUUCCGCCUCGGCAGGUCCGCGUGCUCUGCCACGUGCUGGCCCGAGCGGUGGCGCUGCUGCUUGUCCCGGUCGUCACCUACGUGCUCUUCUUCUACGUCCACCUGACUCUGCUCUGCCGCUCCGGGCCCCACGACCAGAUCAUGUCCAGUGCGUUCCAGGCCAGCCUGGAGGGAGGGCUGGCUCGGAUCACACAGGGCCAGCCCCUGGAGGUGGCCUACGGUUCCCAGGUCACUCUGAAGAGCGCCUCCAGCAGACCUGUGCCCUGCUGGCUCCACUCCCACCAGAGCACCUACCCCAUAGUGUAAGGAGAGCCGCUGCCGUCCUCAGUGGAAGGUACAGCAACGGCCGGGGCAGCUCCCACCAGCAGCAGGUGACCUGUUACCCCUUCAAGGAUGUCAACAACUGGUGGAUUGUCAAGGACCCCGGCAGGCACCAGCUGGAGGUGAACAACCCACCGAGGCCCGUGCGGCACGGGGACGUGGUGCAGCUGGUGCAUGGCAUGACCACCCGCCUGCUGAACACGCACGACGUGGCGGCCCCCCUGAGCCCCCACGCGCAGGAGGUGUCGUGCUACGUGGACUACAACAUCUCCAUGCCAGCCCAGAGCCUCUGGCGGCUGGACGUGGUGAACAGGGACUCGGACGCGGAGACCUGGAAGACCAUCCUGUCGGAGGUCCGCUUCGUGCACGUGAACACUUCCGCCAUCCUGAAGCUGAGUGGGGCGCACCUCCCUGAGUGGGGCUUUCGGCAGCUGGAGGUGGUCGGGGAGAAGCUGUCCCGGGGCUUCCACGAGAGCACCGUGUGGACCGUGGAGGAGCACCGCCACGGCCGGAGCCAGGAGCAGAAGGAGAGGGAGCUGGAGCUGCACUCCCCUGCUCGGACGGACGUCAGCAGAAACCUGAGCUUCUUGGCCCGGUUCUCGGAGCUGCAGUGGAGGAUGCUGACGGUGAGAAGCGACGACUUGGAGCACAAGUACAGCUCAGCGCCGCUGGACUGGGUCACCCUGGACACCAGCAUCGCCUACUGGCUGCACCCCAGGACCAGUGCUCAGAUCCACCUGCUGGGAAAUGUAGUGAUCUGGGCUUCCGCCGGCCUCGCCACCGCGCUCUAUGCCCUGCUCUCCUGCUGGUACCUGCUCAGACGCCGGAGAAACAUCCACGACCUUCCCGAGGACUCCUGGCAGCGCUGGGCACUGGCCGGGGCCCUGUGCGCCGGCGGCUGGGCCGUGAACUACCUUCCCUUCUUCCUGAUGGAGAAGACACUCUUCCUCUACCACUACCUGCCUGCGCUCGCCUUCCAGAUCCUGCUGCUCCCCGCGGUCCUGCAGCACGUCGGUGAACACCUGUGCAGGUCUGAGCUGCAGAAGAGCCUCUUUGGUGCCCUGGUGGUGGCGUGGUUCUCUGCUGCCUGCCGUGUGUUCGCCAUGCUGCGCCCACUAACCUAUGGGGACACGUCGCUCUCGCCCAGCGAACUCCAGGCCCUUCGCUGGAGAGAGAGCUGGGACAUCUUGAUCCGGAAACACUAGCAGGCCCGGCCCGGUCCGGUGAGCACCAGGAUGGGGCCAGGCCCCGGCCUCGCCAUCUCUGGUGACAUGCGGCCCACAAGCAGGGCUGGGCCGGGCCGGGCCCAGCUCCACUCUGGUCCCAUUUGACACGGCCCUGUGUCGGGCGCGGCAUUUUCAGCUGAAUCUGGUUUUGCCCACGUGACCAAGCACACGCUGUGUCCACUAGUUCCUAGGACCUGUGAGUCAGGACAUGCUGAGUGGCCAGUGUGGGGCUCAGUGACGGAGGAAAAGUGGGGAGUGGGCAGGGAGGGGCGAGUCAGGGUUGGCGGGACAGGGCCUGACUCCCGACCGACGCAGGUCUGGUGGUGGGACUAGUCCUCCCUCCCGAGCAUCCACUGCACCCACGAGUUGGGACCUCUGCCCCAGCAAGGCCCGGAUUGCCCUGGAACAUUCCAGUGUCAAAUGAGCCACUCCAGUGACUGUCAGAACCCAUCCUGGGCCCUGGCUGGGCUUCUCAGUGGUUUGGAGCGUCGUCCGUGCACCGAAAGGUGACCCCAUCGGGGCACAUGCCUAGGUUGUAGGUUCGGGCCCCUUGGGGUGUGUCCAGGAGGCAGCCUAUCAGUGUCUGUCUGUCUCCCGUCCUCUCCGUACAAUCAUCGUGCUCCGGUGAGAAAACAAAAACCACCCCUGCGAGAUGCCUGCCGAGCGAGCACCUCCUCGUCCUGAAUUGGCCUCAUCUGGUGCAAUGAAACACAGACAAAGCGG